UGAUCACCGACCACCAGAGUUGGCAAGCAACUGAUGUCUGUGACCUGUAUCUAGGAGGGGCAGGUCUUUUGUUCUUCAUGCUCUGGGCAUGGCACUGCAGCACCUCACCAUCCUGGCUGGUCUUCUGGUGGGAGUCGCCAGCAAGUCCACGGAGAGCAUGGCCCAGCAGCCCGAGUGCUGUGUGGACAUGGUGGACGCCAAUGCCACCUGCCCAGGCACAAGCCUGUGUGGUCCAGGCUGCUACCGGCGCUGGAAUGCCGAUGGGAGCGCCAGCUGUGUCCGCUGCAGGAAUGGGACCCUCCCGGCCUACAAUGGCUCUGAGUGCCGAAGCCUCACUGGCCGGGGCACGCCAUUCCCCAUGAACAGGAGUGCAGGGACCCCUGGACGGCCGCAUUUUGGGGGCCCUCACGUGGCAGCCUCCCUCUUCCUGGGGACGUUCGUCGUCAGCUCAGGCCUCAUCCUGUCCGUGGCUGGGUUCUUCUACCUUAAACGCGCCAGCAAGCGCCCCAGGGUCUUCUAUGGAAGAAGCAAAGCCCCGGCCCUGCAGCCUGGUGAAGCUGCUGCGAUGAUUCCCCCACCACAGUCAUCAGUACGGAAGCCGCGCUAUGUCAGGCGGGAGCGGCCCCUGGACAGGCCCGCAGACCCUGCAGCCUUCUCGGUGGAGGCCCGCGUCAGCAACGUUUGA
Molecule: messenger RNA, 685 nt
Organism: Carlito syrichta (Philippine tarsier)
Lineage: Eukaryota; Metazoa; Chordata; Mammalia; Primates; Tarsiidae
Gene: CUNH1orf159
Product: chromosome unknown C1orf159 homolog
Exons: 9
Coding region: 89-685 (198 amino acids)
Source: RefSeq, a predicted model, not a curated record